Messenger RNA from Camellia sinensis, 1313 nucleotides. Lineage: Eukaryota; Viridiplantae; Streptophyta; Magnoliopsida; Ericales; Theaceae. The record is from RefSeq and is a predicted model, not a curated record.
UCAAUGUCAAGAGGUCAAAACAAAAAUAUAUAUGAUUGAUAUGUUCGUAUCUGCCAAUAUUUAAAAUCAUAGCUACUUCUCAACAACUUCUUGUAAUGAAUUCUAAAGACAAGUUUUCUGGCCAGAACACCAGUUGGGAGUUCUGAAAGCAAGUUAUGGAAUUGGUUGGGAGAUUCAAAACAAAACUGCCAGAAUAGCCAAAAAAAUGAUGGGUAACACCUAACAAUUUCAUCACACUAAUGAUGCAUUGUUUUAAAUUGCAUAUAUACAGAGGAAAGUAAGAAAUGACUCCCUUUUAAGCCCAUUCAUUUACAUAUCUUCUUCACCUUCUCAACAACUUCUUGUAUAUAUCAAAAGCAUCAAACAUGAUCACCAAUUAGCCAUGGACUGGUUCUCCUGGCUGUCAAAAAGCGGCCUCAACCGCUCGCUCACAUACGAGUAUGGUCUCAUAUUCACUCGCAAUGAGCUCGAAGAGGAGGAUUUGAAAUCCUUCAACCACGAAUUCCUCCAAAGCAUGGGGAUCUCUGUAGCCAAACACAGGCUAGAGAUUCUCAAACUUGCCCGAAAGGAGGUUGGAGAUGGCUCGCGAAGCGUUUUGAGGCUCUUUUUAGCCAUCAAGAAGGCCAGGAAGAGCUUCAAAAAAAGCAUUGGCAAGUGGGCUCUUUUUAGGGAUUCGGAUAGCUCCACUGUGCCUGAGUUAACCCCUUUCCAGGCUCAUUGGACUGGAGCCCUAAGGAAGCACCAUAGUUCAAAGGAGUUCAGCCAAGAGAAGGUUAUGGUCACAAAUAGGAGCAUAAUGAGGUCUGGACCUUUGGAUAGGAGGACCCAUGAGAGAAUGAUGGUGACAAGUAGGAGCCUAAGUGUUUCUGGGCCUCUAGAUGGGAAAAUGCAAGAGAGAUCCAUAAACCGAAGCCCGGUCGUAUCGGGCCCAUUGGACAGUAGAGUUCAAGAGAGAUUGUUUUUUGUCAACAAAAGCCCAGAUAUGUCAUGGCCUUUGGAAGUAGGUGAUUUGAGCCCAAGGGUCAAUAAUCACUAUGGCAAAGAAAAAAUGGUUGGUGAUGAUGAUGGAGUUCAGCCACUAUGGUCUCUUUUGUUUCAAGAUAUAAAACCCACUUGAAAAAUGUGUGUUUUUUAAUGUUUUAUUGUGAGUGAUUAUCAUUUUUGCAAGAAAAAACAAUCACUUUUGUGUUUUUUUGGUUUUUUUUAAACUUCUCUAAAGAUGUUGAUCCAAUCAGUUACAUUAGGUCCAUAUUGCAUGAUUUUUCAUCUUUGUAGAAAUUAUCUAUGCAAUAAUAAAUUCACUAAAGGAAGCG